Messenger RNA from Octodon degus (degu), 2207 nucleotides. RefSeq names its product transmembrane channel-like protein 6. Bases 281 to 1993 code for a protein of 570 amino acids. Gene Ontology annotation, molecular function: mechanosensitive monoatomic ion channel activity. Gene Ontology annotation, cellular component: plasma membrane. Lineage: Eukaryota; Metazoa; Chordata; Mammalia; Rodentia; Octodontidae. The transcript is spliced from 13 exons. The record is from RefSeq and is a predicted model, not a curated record.
GAAGGGGCGGGGGCCGCUCGGGUCACGUGACCGUGGAGGUGCCGCCACGUGGGCGGGCACGGCAGCGCCCUCUGCCCAGCAGUCGCCCCCGGCCCUUUCUCAGCCCCCUCUUCGGGUGGAGAAGCCCGAUGGCAGCUCCCGGCCCUCGCGGGGACAGGUGAGCACCGCCGCAGAGCCCUCCUUCCGGUGCCUCCCAGAUGGGCGACAGGAGGCUCCUGAGGCUGCUUCCAGGCUGUGAGCUGCCCUAGGUCUGCAGAUCUGCUGGAGGUGGACCGCCGUCAUGGCCCAGCCACUAUCCUUAGUUCUCGAUGUCUCUGAGAUCUCAGGGGACCAGGACCCUGAGCUCAGCCCCUAUGAGGAGAGCGAGGUGCAUGACUCCUUCCACCAGCUCAUUCAGGAGCAGAGCCUGUGGAUGGCUGAGGAGGGCCUGGAGCUGCAGCAGGUAGCAGGAAACCUGGGGGCCUCAGCCAGUGGUCACCAGAUCCUGCCGGGCGCAGAGGGUGGCCUAGUCUACAGCACUGCCACACUCAACAUCUUGGCCAGCAUGCCCAGUCGUACCAUUGGCCGCAGCCGAGGUGCCAUCAUCUCUCAGUACUACAACCGCACAGUCCGAAUGCGGCGCAGGAACAGCCGGCCACCGCUUGGGCCAGUGGUGUGCUCGGCCCGGCCCAGCCUCCGCCUUUACGACCUGGAGCUGGACUCUGCAGCCCUGCAGGAAGAUGAGAAGCGAAGGCUGCUGGUGAAGGAGCUUCAGGGCCUGCCAGCAGCCCAGCGAGACCACAUGCUCCGGGGGAUGCCCCUGAGCCUGCAGGAGAAGCGCUUCUUGCGAGAGAAGAGCCGGAUCCCAAGGGGAAAGCAGAGGAGCCGGCAGGGCUGUGGCGGGGUCUUUUGCUGCAGCCAGCUCCGAUAUACCUGCGCUCUGGCCCUGCAUAGCCUGGGGCUGGCACUGCUCACCUGCCUGCAUGCCCUGAAGCCCUGGCGUUACACCCUGAAGCAGAUCGGAGGCCAGUUUGGCUCCAGUGUGCUCUCCUACUUCCUCUUCCUCAAGACCCUACUGGCCUUCAAUGCCCUGCUGCUGCUGCCACUGGUGGCCUUCUUGGUGGCUGUGCAGGCUGCCUUUCCACCUGAGGCGCGCCCUGUCCCCACAUGCACGGGGCUGGAGCUCCUCACAGGCGGGGGCUGCUUCACCCACACCGUCAUGUACUACGGCUACUACAGUAACGCCAUGCUGAAUGUGCCAUGUGGCUCCCCGCAGUGUAGCCCCAGAGCGGGCAGCCUGCCCUAUGAUAUGCCCGUGGCCUAUCUCUUCACUGUGGGGGCAGCCUUCUUCAUCACCUGCCUCACCCUGGUGUACAGCAUGUCCCACUCUUUUGGAGAGAGCUACCGGGUGGGCAGCACCAAGGGUGCCCACGCCAUCACUGUCUUUUGCUCCUGGGACUACAAGGUGACCCAGAAGUGGGCCUCCCGCCUCCAGAGAGACAAUAUUCGCACUCAGCUGAAGGAGCUGCUGGCCGAGUGGCGGAUGCGCAGGGCUUCCCAGAGCACAUGUGGACGGCUGCGGCGGGUGGCCACGCUGGUGCUAGUAUGGCUGCUGUGCCUGGGAGCUGCGCUGGGCUGUGCGGUGGCUGUCCUCACCUUCUCGGAGGUCACAAUCCAGAGCCCGGUGGCGGCUGGUCAGGAGGCAGGGCUGCUGGUCCUGCCUGUGGUUGUCUGCCUCCUCAACCUGGUCGCCCCCUACCUGUUCCGCUGCUUGGCCAUCCUGGAGCAGCACGACUCCCCGGUGCUGGAGGUGUACGUGGCUAUCUGCAGGAACCUGGUCUUGAAGAUGGCCAUCCUGGGCGUGCUCUGCUACCACUGGCUGGGACGCAGGGUGGCCACGCUGCAGGGCCAGUGCUGGGAGGACUGUGUGGGCCAGGAGUUGUACCGGUUCCUGGUGAUGGACUUCGUCUUCGCACUCCUCGACUCACUUUUUGGGGAGCUGGUAUGGAGGUGAGAAGUCCAAGUGGCUGGGCUGGUACCAUCCACCCUGCGUCCUCCUGAGCACCCCCUGGCAAGGGCAGGGCUGGACCUCCCCCAAGGGUACACCCAAAUCCUGCCCCCUAAAGGUCAUUGGUUCCAGGAGAUGCUUUUGGGGUGGAACAGGAUGUGUUUAUAGGCUGGAAAGUGAAGUUUCCCAGUGAUGUGUGUGCGGUAGAGCUUGUGUCUUG